Endocarpon pusillum Z07020 is the source of this 3009-nucleotide messenger RNA. RefSeq lists its product as uncharacterized. The record is from RefSeq and is a predicted model, not a curated record. NCBI's taxonomy places the organism in Eukaryota, Fungi, Ascomycota, Eurotiomycetes, Verrucariales, Verrucariaceae. Bases 1 to 3009 code for a protein of 1002 amino acids. Gene Ontology annotation, biological process: protein phosphorylation. The transcript is spliced from 2 exons. Gene Ontology annotation, molecular function: protein kinase activity; ATP binding.
AUGACGACUUCCAAGUCUGAGAAACGUAUGAGCGGUCAUUUUGGCUCAAAAUCAUCAGCACCUAGUCCAAUGAAACGGAAUGACGGAUUAUUAACCAUCGAGCGGUCAAGUUUCGGCAGCCCUUCCGCAAAGAGGCGGAGUCUCCAUGGACCAAGUUCGGACUUCAACAUAUUCGAAUCAGAGCCGCAAAGCGGCGCAUCGGAGAGACGGUCCAUGGAUGAUGUGGACUGGUCUGCAAGAUAUGGACUUCCACCAACGAACUCAUACUUCAAUACGAUUCCGAAAAGAUCGUCGUCCCUUCGAAAGUCAACGCUCCAGCAACGCCAACUCGAACGGCCUGCCAAUGCUAAAGGCUCGUCUUCCAUGCAAUUUGCAACAGGCACACCAGGACCACAGAAUCAGAAGAAGGGACAACGAAGCUCUCUCGACAACCAUCUCCCGCCUAUGCAGCGUGACAGUCCUUUCUCGAGCCAGGGGAUUCUACUCAAUGCUUCAAUCCAUCCGCUUGGUCAAGGCCAAAGUCAGAGCCAGAGUCAGAAUCAAAGCGCUCAAGCUUCACAUCCUCCGCACCCUCUUUCUCGGACAAUGACCCAGUCGUCGUCAACAUCGAGCAUUGCUGACGACUCGCCAACCCACGAGCCGGUCCAUCGUCCGGAUCGACCAAAGUCAAUGUUCGACUUUUCAAAAUCACUUCCGAUUGGUGCUUCAAGACCCUCAGUCUUUGCAGAGGAGGAUUCUCAGGAGUCUUCGCAAGGUUCUUUCGCAACACCUGCCAAUUACAAAUCCGCCAAACCACUACCAGCUGCUUUCAUGUCCACUGGACUUAUAUCCAAGAAGAACCGAAAUGUCGAUGAUCCUCAUGGAGGCUUGCCGAAGGCCCAUAUGCCGGAUACACCUUGUAAGAAACAGAUGAUACCGUUUCCGGCUGCAUCGAACUUUGCGCCUGCUGGGGCAGCCAAGGUGGCAAAGCCGGCGAGGCAUUCUUUCGGCACGCCCUCUACUCCACUGAAUUCUCAUCAUAGUGUAGUGAUACCGGCGCCCUUUACUUUUGGUAAGGGGAUAGGCAUAUUUGGUGCAACUGGUGGCAAGAACAGUUUAACCAAGAAAGCUAGCUUUGCCAGCAUUGAUGGGGAGGAGAAUUCUCAGCCACAAUCGCCGACUCCCCGUGACAGCCAGACUUCGACAGACUCGGAGUACCCGCCGACUCCUACCAAACGUAUUCUUGGAGAACACCAGAGUGUAUCCCGUCCUUCCAAGUCGGGAUCAGGGGAGAGAUCUCGUCUUUCAAGCAGCUUCAGCUCGAAGCCUGCCACGACGUCUAGGCUGACAAGCAGUAAGUUAUCUCCUAUUGGAGCUUCUCCAGGAAGCGUCGACGGGGACAGUGAUAGCGUAAUGGAAGAUUCGCCUUCCGCUAGCCUGAGACCUAAGUCGACGUUAACUGCCAUUUCCGCUCCUUCUUCAUCGUUCACCCGAGGCCGACUGCUGAGGAACCUAAAUUCCCCUACCCCCCUCUCGCGGAAGGCUCUCACUCUUCCUUCUUUCGGCCUCUCGCCAAGAUCAGGACGUACUAAGUUAGAUUGCCUUUCUCCAGUGAGCCCCCACCACGAACCAAGCCAACGAAGCUCGCCCCGUACACCGCAGGAGCAUCUCCUACCUCCAGAUCCAAGUGGUCUGUCGAUAUCAGGGCAUAGCGAUCGACCCUUGUUCCACCGAGGAACAAGCAGUGCAUCUGGAAUGCCAGCCACGCCAACCGGGCCUCGAGACUAUUUCAAGAGCUUCUCAAAUCGGCAGAGCCUGAAUCUCACUGCGGGAGAGUCCACGGAUGUUGACCAGUGCCUGCUAUCCAAAUUCGAGAGAGUCGAGCUGGUUGGGACUGGCGAGUUUUCUCAAGUCUACCGAGUCGUGGCAGCUUCGAAUCCAUCCCCUUACCACUCUCUGUUCUCCCUUUCGGCAACUAGAUCGUCAUCUCGAAGCUCUCUCCCUGAACAGGUUUUUGCCGUGAAGAAGUCCCGGCAUGUGUAUUCUGGAGCCAAAGACCGACAACGUAAAAUCCAUGAAGUUGAUGUCCUGAAGACUCUUGGCCACACCGACCAUGUCUUGUCCUUCGUUGACAGCUGGGAAGAUCAAGGUCAUUUGUACAUCCAGACUGAGUUUUGUGAAGAAGGGACCCUAGACAUUUUCCUGGCCCAGGUUGGCGUCAAGGCUAGACUUGACGAUUUCAGAAUCUGGAAGAUACUCCUUGAAAUGUCAUUGGGACUCCAACACAUCCACGAUUGCGGAUUCAUUCAUCUGGAUCUCAAGCCGGCCAAUGUCUUCGUCACUUUUGAAGGGGUCCUCAAGAUUGGUGAUUUCGGUAUGGCAACCAAAUGGCCGGCAAAAGCUGGCAUUGAGGGAGAAGGAGAUCGGGAGUAUAUCGGUCCGGAAAUUCUGAUGGGACAAUACGACAAGCCAGCAGAUAUCUUUGCGCUUGGACUGAUAAUGCUCGAGACUGCGGGAAACGUUGAAUUGCCCGACAAUGGUGCAUCAUGGCAGAAGCUUCGAAACGGGGAUAUGAGCGACGUGCCAAGCUUGACGUGGAGUUCUGAUGAAGCAAGCCAUAUCUUCCGUGACGCAUCUGGAAAUCCUCUGUCGGAGCCGACUUCAUUCGAUGACGACGACCUUGGCCAUCGUGAACAACAGCAUUUGGUUUCAACCAUGAGAGACUCCUUUCGUGGGUAUGACGAACAAUUGGUGGACGAUCGUAAAUCUGUACACCUUGCUCGCAGUGGGGAGUUGGUCGAGCCACCGACCUUCAUGGUAGAUCCGAAAAACGAGCAAGCCCUUGAUACGAUAGUUAGAUGGAUGAUUUCACCAGAGCCGCAUGAUCGCCCUAUUGCCAGUCAGAUCCUCCAGACGGUGGGAGUACAAUGGGCAGAGACACGACGACGUGCAGGAGCAACAGUAUAUGAGGGAAAUUGGGGACCAGCCGACCAUGUCCUCGCCAAGGAUGCGGAAAUGAUCGACGUGUAA